AUACAUGUCUUUGUUUCUAAAUUUCAGGCCAGCUGACACAUUCUCAAAUUCAGACCACUUGUCAAAUACAGGAAAAUGCCAAAGGAAAAGAUCCAUAUCAACAUUGUCGUCAUUGGACAUGUCGACUCUGGCAAAUCAACCUCAACUGGUCAUCUUAUCUACAAGUGUGGAGGGAUUGACAAGAGAGCCAUUGAAAAGUUCGAGAAAGAAGCAGCAGAGAUGGGCAAGGGAUCUUUCAAAUAUGCCUGGGUAUUGGACAAGCUGAAAGCCGAGCGAGAACGUGGUAUUACCAUUGACAUUGCUUUAUGGAAAUUUGAGACAACUAAAUUUUAUGUGACUAUCAUUGAUGCCCCAGGACAUCGUGAUUUCAUCAAGAACAUGAUCACAGGAACGUCUCAGGCUGAUUGUGCUGUACUCAUUGUUGCUGCCGGUACUGGUGAAUUUGAAGCUGGUAUCUCAAAGAACGGGCAGACAAGAGAGCAUGCUCUCCUUGCCUACACUCUUGGCGUGAAGCAAAUGAUCAUUGGAGUAAACAAGAUGGACAACACCGAACCACCUUACAGCGAGGCACGAUUUAAGGAGAUUGUGAAAGAGGUGACUACUUACGUAAAGAAAGUAGGAUACAACCCCAAGGCUGUUGCAUUUUGUCCAAUUUCUGGUUGGCAUGGUGACAACAUGUUGGAGCCAUCUGAAAAUAUGCCAUGGUACAAAGGAUGGUCCGUUGAAAGAAAGGAAGGAAAUGCCAGUGGUAAAACACUCUUUGAAGCAUUGGAUGCUAUACUGCCACCAAAAAGGCCAACAGAGAAAGCUCUGCGCCUACCACUUCAAGAUGUUUACAAGAUUGGAGGUAUUGGAACUGUGCCAGUUGGUCGUGUUGAGACUGGUAUAAUAAAGCCAGGUAUGGUGGUUACUUUUGCUCCUACUGGUAUCACCACUGAGGUCAAGUCUGUGGAAAUGCACCACGAAGCCAUGACAGAAGCGCUCCCCGGAGAUAAUGUAGGGUUCAAUAUAAAGAAUGUGUCUGUGAAAGAAAUUCGUCGCGGUAACGUUGCUGGCGAUUCCAAAAAUGAUCCCCCCAAGGAAGCCAAGAGCUUCAAUGCACAGGUUAUUGUGCUCAACCAUCCUGGUCAAAUCAGGGCUGGCUAUUCUCCAGUAUUGGAUUGCCAUACUGCUCACAUUGCUUGCAAGUUUGCAGAGCUGUUGGAAAAAUGUGAUCGCCGUUCUGGAAAGAAGCUUGAAGAUAACCCACAAUCUGUAAAGAGUGGUGAUUCAGCUAUUGUUAAACUUGUUCCCAGCAAACCAAUGUGUGUUGAAGCAUUUGCUGAUUAUGCUCCCCUUGGACGUUUUGCUGUCAGAGAUAUGAAGCAGACUGUUGCUGUUGGCGUCAUAAAAGGUGUUGAAAAAGCCGAGGGAAAACAAAAAGUGACCAAGUCUGCACAAAAGGCUGGCAAGAAAAAGUGAUGUCUUGCUGAAUGUAAUCUCCAUUUACAGAAAAUGGAUCUCUGCACACUUGCAAUUCUAAUGCCAUGUUCCAAUGCCUCCACGAACUCUAUAAUAAAUAAAAUAAACUUAAGAAAGUGGCUCUCCAUAAAAAGUCACAGGAAAUUUUUCAGAAGAAAAAAACAUUUAAAUAGAUGCAAUGCCUCUAUUAAUUUUUUUUAGAUUUUCAUUUAUACUAGAACUUCAGUUUAAAAAAAAAACAACCAGAUUUUUAACCCAUAAGAAAUCACUUUAUUUCAUAAGUCUUGUCUGUGUUCCAUGUAAAGUUGGCAGUAACAAUAAAGUAAAUUCAAUAUUGAAAAUGUGUACUGCACUCAAAA
Molecule: messenger RNA, 1820 nt
Organism: Anneissia japonica
Lineage: Eukaryota; Metazoa; Echinodermata; Crinoidea; Comatulida; Comatulidae
Product: elongation factor 1-alpha, somatic form
Exons: 6
Coding region: 76-1461 (461 amino acids)
Biological process (GO): translation; translational elongation
Molecular function (GO): GTPase activity; translation elongation factor activity; GTP binding
Source: RefSeq, a predicted model, not a curated record